GACAGCCCAUGGACCUAGUACCUAUAAUAAAUACUAUUUAUCUCCAUGGGACAGCCGUAUAUUACCUGCACAGAACAGAUAUGUAGAUAUUACCUGCAUAUAAAAGUGAGAUAUUUCAAUUUAAAAUGAUGAAAAUGGUUUUAUUUGAGCAAAUAAGAAUGAAGAACUGCCGUUUGUGUCACACAAAGCCAGGCCAGCACGAUAUAAAAACAGAUAAAAAAUUGGUGAAAGAAAUUUAUGAAUGCACAAAAGUAAAGGUGAAUGAUAAGUCAAUGGAACUUUUACCGCGUUCUGUGUGUGAGGAGUGUAAAAAAACUAUAAAAUGUUUUUCACUUUAUAAACAACACAUUCGCAAAGUGGAUCAGUGUUUUAGAAAGAUUUUAAAAAACUUCGAUGCGAAUAAACAUAAGGAAAUUAAAGCAGAAGAAGUUUUUAAAUGUGAUCAGUGUCCAGGAGAAUUCAAUGAUUACGAUUUACUUAAAAAUCAUUUAAAUUCACAUAAAAUAAAUGUUAGUCUGGAAGAAAUUAAAGCAGAUGUUUCUUGUCCUAAAUGUGAUAACAAGUUCUGUAAUUUAGAGGAGUACGGAUCUCAUAAUUGUUUUACUGAAGAGGGAAAUACUCAAAAUGAGGAUGGAAAUAAUGAGAAAAAUUUUAAUUCAGAUGAUAUUUUUGAAAAUACAACAGAAACUGAAACUUCGGAAGCUUAUAAAAAAGCUAAAUACGUUUGUACUUGGACCAACUGCAAAAAAAUUCUUAGUUCUGCAUACACAUUAAAAACUCAUGAACUAAAACAUCAGGGAAAACGAUCAUUUUUGUGUGUAACUUGUGGCAAAGGCUUUAUAACAAAAAAUUCAUUAACCUGCCAUGAAAAAAUACAUUUGGAAGUAAAGGGCUACAUAUGUAAAAUCUGUAAUAUCGGGUUUUCUGUAAGAAGUAAUCUAAGGGCACAUGAAAAAAAACAUCAUGAAGGAGUCAGAUUUUAUUGUUCACAGUGUUCCAAAGCGUUUGUUUCAAAGUGCAGUUUAGAAAGACAUGAAAGAAUCCAUACGGGGAUUAAAGAAUUUAAAUGCCAGUCGUGCCCUUCAGCGUUUUAUACCAAAAAAGAGCUGUUGAAGCAUCAGAGAUAUCACCAGGGUUUGCGCUUACAUAAAUGUGACGAAUGCUUUAAAACUUUUUUUGAACGGCACCACUUGAUCAUCCAUUUGAGGAGUCACACUGGGGAGAGGCCUUAUGUUUGCCAGUUUCCCAAUUGUGGUAAAUCUUUUACGGAAAGUCAAAAAUUAAAGAGACAUCAUAAUGCGAAACAUGCCCAAACAUAGCUGUAUACACUUUAUAAGUUAAUUUCUUUUUAAUAAAAUAUUAUAAACUAAA
Messenger RNA from Tribolium madens (black flour beetle), 1371 nucleotides. RefSeq names its product zinc finger protein OZF-like. Gene Ontology annotation, molecular function: DNA-binding transcription factor activity, RNA polymerase II-specific; RNA polymerase II transcription regulatory region sequence-specific DNA binding; zinc ion binding. The transcript has 6 exons. NCBI's taxonomy places the organism in Eukaryota, Metazoa, Arthropoda, Insecta, Coleoptera, Tenebrionidae. Gene Ontology annotation, cellular component: nucleus. Gene Ontology annotation, biological process: regulation of transcription by RNA polymerase II. The coding region runs from base 126 to 1319 and encodes 397 amino acids. The record is from RefSeq and is a predicted model, not a curated record.